AUGAUAGCGGCUAGUCACUACCGACGCACCAACUCUGAUGCGAAGGUGAGACUCGUCAUACUCUACCUCUUGAUAUGUCGGGUGGCUAGCUUUUCUGUCAAGAAUACGGAGCAAUCGUCGAGUUGCAUUUCGCUGGAUAAUCUUCAAAAUAAACGAGUGUUGGUAGUGGGUGGAUCAGGCCGAGUCGGGGGCAGUUGUGUCACUCAACUAGUGCUCCGAGGCUCGCAAGUGACGGUCGGGGGGACCAACGCGGAGCGCUUCCUAAGCUCGCGAAAACGAUGGCAAAGUCUCUUUCCCGACAUAUGCGAGGACCUGGAAGAAGUGGAUUUUGUUGCUCUCAAUCGAGAGCGAUCAGAAUCGGUCCAAGCAGUCCUGAGCGGAUAUGAUCUUGUCGUGCAUACAGCAGGACCUUUUCAGGGAAAAGUUAAUACGCCGAACGGAGUCAUUGAAGCUUGCGUAGAGAAUGGUGUGCCGUAUAUCGACGUGUGUGACGACUACUGCACAGCAUCGGCAAUUAAAACCAAGCUUGCGGAAAAGGCUAAAGAAAGCAAAACUCCAUGCAUCAUUUCUACUGGAUGUUGGCCGGGAGUAUCCAGCCUCAUGGCAAAACAACUUCUGCAAAAAUCUAUGCAAGCCUAUCCUGAUGUAGACCAGAGAGAUAUAUCGGUCAAGUUUUCCUUUUUCACCGCGGGAUCUGGCGGGGCAGGUGUCACGUUAUUGGUUGCUACCUUUCUAAUUCUCGCUGAAAAAGCUUUGACGGUCGUCAAUGGCCGUCGAAAAGUCGUAACUCCCAUGGAAACAUAUUCAACCGUGCAUUUUGGGCCUGUUGUUGGUGAUAAAGAAGUGGCGCACCUUAAUUUGCUUGAAACAGCGUCGGUGGCCGAUGUCUUGCGCAUUGGCAACGUUCAGGCUCUCUUUGGUACCGCACCUAACUUUUGGAAUGGUCUACUUGGCCUGAUGGCGAAACUACCAACACAGCUACUCGAAAACGAGGACCUUAUGCGCAAGCUCUCCAUGUUUUCUCUGCCUAUCGUGCGAUUGGUGGAUGCAUUUGCGGGUGCUACCAAUGCUAUGCGCUGCGAUAUCUCCAACACAAAAAAUCCUGAUUUGUUUCGAUGCUCGGCAAUUUAUGCCCAUAAAAAUCUGGAACCUUGUGUUGGCGAAUGCGUCACAGCCUUCGCAGCUGCAGUUCUUUCUGGUGCUGUCCGGGACGGGAUCUGGUUUCCGGAAGAAGCAAUUCAGGGUGGCGUCGAUGCGGCUGCCGUCUUGGCGGCGGCAUCUGUCGGUGCGCAUACCGUUCUAGUCAGUUCCGAAGGAAUGGAAUUGAGUCUAGAACAAGUGUGGGGCACCAGAAGAAAAGAAACUAUAACAAUGACGAGCACGUAG
Phaeodactylum tricornutum CCAP 1055/1 is the source of this 1386-nucleotide messenger RNA. RefSeq lists its product with no specific name. Bases 1 to 1386 code for a protein of 461 amino acids. NCBI's taxonomy places the organism in Eukaryota, Bacillariophyta, Bacillariophyceae, Surirellales, Neidiaceae. The transcript has a single exon. The record is from RefSeq and is a predicted model, not a curated record.